Molecule: messenger RNA, 1438 nt
Organism: Ixodes scapularis (black-legged tick)
Lineage: Eukaryota; Metazoa; Arthropoda; Arachnida; Ixodida; Ixodidae
Product: F-box only protein 22
Exons: 3
Coding region: 34-1314 (426 amino acids)
Biological process (GO): positive regulation of proteasomal ubiquitin-dependent protein catabolic process; protein polyubiquitination
Molecular function (GO): protein binding
Source: RefSeq, a predicted model, not a curated record
ACCAUCUCCAUCGAGGUAGACACCACCGUAAACAUGGCCGAUGUUGUCGAUAAAGCCCGCUCCGGAGUUGUGAGCUCUUCGCCUCCGAAUGCAUCAAUGUACGCGUGUAGCUCGCAGUUUGGGCACUUGCUGAGCAGUUCGGCGGACAUCGCGGAGCGGAUCCUUCGCUUCAUGAAUGGACGUCAGCUCAACACUUGCGCCAGAGUGUGCUCGCUAUGGAACUCGACAGCGCAGCGACUGAAGUGCAGACGCGCGAAGUUCUCGCAUUGCUUCGAGAUGCUGAAACGCAAGCGGAAGGCUGCGUCGGGCUCCAGCGGAGAACCCAGCAGCGACAUCUCGGAGGAGGCUGCCGACCGCUUCCUCAGGCAGCUCCGGGGAGCCUGGUGCGAGCCCAGACACGCGCUGGUGUUUGCCACCAGCAAGGCCGGCACGUUCCUGAGUCCUGGCCGCUCCCAGCGAACCUGCACUGAUGACCACCUCGAAGCUGCGAGAGUCAUCGGCUCGCACCUCCCUUCCGCCUGCCACCUCCUCCUGGGGCACGCUUCGGGCGUUGUGGGCACCCCCGGCGACGGCAACCCAACGGAGCUGGAGCGGUGCCAGGGCCUCUCCGGACUACUACUGCCCUCCGUGCUCCCGGACGGAACGCGAGUCCGGCCCUUUGCGGUCACCCAAGCCCACGUCCGGAAGCAGAGUCGCGGCGACGACUGGUACGCCACCGACGAGUUCAAGACCCUGGCGGGACUGCCGGUGGGCGACGCAACACGCGACGUCAAGUGUGUGCUCUGGUUCAUCGGCAGCGACCUGGACGAAGGCGAGAACGACGUUGCCGCCGAGAUGGUGGACGACUUCGUGGCCAGCUGCGGGCCUCACCGCUUCGCGCUCGGCGGCGCCGUGCUUGACUCCCUCGCUGCGGCGCAGGCGGAUCGCGUCGUCUGCGCCGGACUCUGCUUCUCGGGCGACGGGGUUCGGUCGGCGUCGGUCGUGCUUUCGCCGGAGGUUCGGGGCGCACAGGCGGUGGAGAAGGAGCUCCGGCGGCUGAAGGUGGACAGCGGGUUCGGGAGCUGGGGUGCGGAACAGACGCUGGGGUUUGCAUUUGCCUGUGUGGCAAGGGGCGCCGGGCACCACGGCAGGCCGAACGUGGAGGCAGACGCGUUUGCGAGGGUGUUUCCGGGGGUGCCCCUGAUUGGGCUGUUUGGUAACGGGGAGAUCGGGAAUGAGCAUCUCCCGCUGCGCGCAGAUGGUUGCCAUUCCACAAACGAGUCCUGCAUGUACGGGUACACAACGGUGGUUGUUUUGCUCUCUCUAGGGAAGUGAGUUUCGCGAUAUUCCUAAGCUCGUCAUCGGUGCGACAGUUUAUUAAAAUCGCGCGAUGGAGCCUUGAGAACACAAACUUUUUUUUUCCAGAGUAUGUGAUCGAAAUAGAACUUCGGGCAUUAGA